Molecule: messenger RNA, 852 nt
Organism: Chrysoperla carnea
Lineage: Eukaryota; Metazoa; Arthropoda; Insecta; Neuroptera; Chrysopidae
Gene: Rsph9
Product: radial spoke head protein 9 homolog
Exons: 1
Coding region: 1-852 (283 amino acids)
Biological process (GO): cilium movement involved in cell motility; axoneme assembly; motile cilium assembly
Cellular component (GO): axoneme
Source: RefSeq, a predicted model, not a curated record
AUGAAUAUUAAUUCAUUCAAUGAUAUAAGCAAUACAGUUGGAUAUUCUGGGCUAACAUUAAGUCUUGAAGAAAUUGUAAUACUUCGAAAUUCAUUAAUAAUUUUACAAAAAGAAAAUCAUUUUCUAAACAUAUUUCUUUGGGGCAAAUUACUUGGUAUUGCUAAAGAUUAUUAUAUAUCAUUUGGCUAUAGAAACGAUGCACUGCAUGGUCAAACAUAUUUCUACAGUACGGAUGGAUUCGUUUGGGAUUUGUUGCCAAAACCGAACAUGCGAAGUCGAUUAUUAACACCAUUAUGUGUAAGUCGCUUACAAGGUGAUCCAGCUCUGGUUGUGGAUGUUUACGAGCAAUAUGCAAAUACAAAACCAUUCGGAACGGAAGUAUUUAAAGAUCAUGGACGCUACUUUAAAGAGCUUAAAGAAGAGGAUCGUUUAUCAUCCCUUGUUGAAAUGUAUAAUGAAGAUGCAUUAAUUAAACCACGUGGAGCGCUAUUUAAACGAGCCGAUGGGGUUGUUAUCGAAAAUAAAGUGUACGAAGGUUUAUCCAUACAAGAUGCAAGAGAAAUUAAAUCAUACAUGCAUUGGAGAAGACCACAUCAACGAUGGAACACGAAUUUGUUAACACGUUACGAUUAUAAUUACGCUUUAGAUUUCUUGGAUACUAUCGAUAAAGAUAUACCAAAAACAAGUUGGACAUUACAUAUUGAACAUGGUACUAUAGCAAUAUUGCGCUCAUUAUAUUGGCCUGGUAUGACGUUUUAUCAGAAAAUUAACAACUCCGAACAUGGUAGUCUUUAUAUUGGAUAUGGUAAACGUAAUUUAGAUAUACCGCAUAUGUUACAUAAUUGGGGUUAA